This is a messenger RNA of Rana temporaria (common frog), 3671 nucleotides long. RefSeq names its product amyloid beta precursor protein binding family B member 1 interacting protein (gene APBB1IP). The transcript is spliced from 15 exons. The record is from RefSeq and is a predicted model, not a curated record. Bases 226 to 2220 code for a protein of 664 amino acids. Lineage: Eukaryota; Metazoa; Chordata; Amphibia; Anura; Ranidae. Gene Ontology annotation, cellular component: cytosol; plasma membrane. Gene Ontology annotation, biological process: signal transduction.
UGGUUUAUGAGUGUUCAGACUUUGUAGUGCACAAAAAAAAAAAGUGUUCUACUGUUAUUGGUAGAUCACUUCACCACUUCCUCCAAGGGUGGGGAACAUGUUGCAACUUAAUGGAGAAGUUUCUGUGUGAGUCAAACAGGCUUAUAUGUGAAGGGUAAAACACUGUAACCUUUGUAAAAAUCCACUAGAUCUGAGCAAAAAGAAAAGAACGAAAAAAACAGAAAGAUGGAGCAAACCUGUGAAGAAAUCGAUGAAAUGUUUAGCAAUCUGCUGGGCGAGAUGGACCUCUUAACUCAGAGUCUGGCUGUAGAAAGCCCUCCACCCCCCACAACCACCAAGGCUGGUACAGAUGGAAAUGUUUUAUUUGGUUUUAAAGAUUUUGACUCACUAAACACUCUAGAAGACAAUGAUCUGGAUGCGUUAAUGGCCGAACUUGUGGCCGACUGCACAGAUGCUGAAAUGAAAGUGAACAACCAGAUCUCCAACAGCGUAGCUUUCUCCUCCAAUGUGGAUUCGUUUGCAUACAAUAUUCCUGAUUUUACGCACGACCUGCCCACUGGUUCCACAGAUGACCUUUCCUUUUUACCACCACCACCCCCUAGUGAAUGGGAAAUGGACCUACCUCCUCCGCCACCUGACCCAGAGGAGCCAACAGAGAAGGAUGCUUUAGAGUCAAGAGACAAAGUAGACAAAAUCAUGCUUGCUUUGGACAAAAUGAAGGAAGCCAAAGUUAAAAAGCUAAUUGUUAAGAUACAUAUGACUGAUAACAGCACAAAGACCUUGAUGGUGGAUGAGCGUCAAACGGUCCGUGACAUCCUGGACAACGUAUUUGAGAAAACUCACUGUGAUUGUACCAUCGAGUGGUGUCUAUAUGAAGAAAACCCAGAUCUGCAGAUUGAGAGAUUCUUUGAAGACCAUGAAAACAUAGUGGAAAUCUUAUCAGACUGGACGAGAGACAGUGAGAACAAAAUCCGCUUUCUAAAGAAAAAUGAAAAAUAUGCUGUUUUUAAGAACCCUCAGAACUUCUACAUGGCCAGAAAAGGAAGUGCAGAUAUGAAGGACAUGAAUGAGAAGAGCAAAGUAUCUUUACUUGAGCAAAGUUUCUGUGCUGCCUCCGUUGUUGUGCCAGAUCUUGAAGGGGCAAUAUACUUGAAAGAAGAUGGAAAAAAGUCCUGGAAAAAACGAUACUUUCUUCUGCGUGCUUCUGGAAUUUAUUAUGUACCUAAAGGAAAGACAAAGACAUCUCGUGAUCUGGCCUGUUUUAUACAGUUUGAUAAUGUCAAUGUUUAUUAUGGCAUGCAGUAUAAAGUCAGAUACAAAGCUCCGACGGACCAUUGCUUUGUCCUGAAGCAUCCACAAAUUCAGAAGGAAUCCCAAUAUAUUAAGUAUCUAUGCUGUGAUGAACCAUGGGUUCUCCACCAGUGGGUUACUGGCAUCAGGAUUGCCAAGUAUGGGAAGGUUUUGUAUGAGAACUACAAAUCUGCCAUCCACAAAGCAGGUCUGGCCUCUCGGUGGUCUUCGCUCAGCAGUUCCACGACACCAACAGGGGCACCUCAAGGCAAUGGACAGAUAUCCCAAAAUGUAGCCAAUGUUAGUUCAAGCUUUUCAGAUGCAUGGAAGCGUGGUGAGACAGCUAAGGAUAAGCAGCAACCUACCGAGGUCAGGAAACCUGAGCAGAAAAUCUCCCUUCCACCAUCAACCAAACAGCCUCCACCCGCACCUGUACGGAGACCAUCCAAUGCCCAUGUGGUUGGCACACCACCAUUACCAAUAAAAGCCAAGCCAGUAACCAGCAAUAUGCCACCACCACCACCACCAGCAGAAGCUUCCCAGUGGGGGGAUGAUUUCCUGCCUCCUCCUCCUCCUCCUGAAUUACUGGAUACUCCUCCAAAUUUUUUACCUCCACCACCUCCAUCUUUUAACUCUGAAAGCGAUUACCCAGCUCCUCCACAAUUCACAAAUGUAGGAAGUGCUGGAGGGCCACCACCUCCUCCUCCUCCCCCUCCCCCACCACCUGCCGCUCUUUCACCCAAAUCAGCUCCACCACAGCUUCCUGUGAAAAAGCUGCCACCGAAACCUCCAAUGAGAAGAGACAGUACAGGACAGAGACCAAACCAACAAAACAGCUUGAUGACAAAUGGUGGUGGUGCAGGGGGGCAACCGGAUUUCAUGUCCGACCUAAUGAGUGCAUUGCAGAAAAAGAGAAGCACCACAACCUAGACUCAACUUCAUACUUCCUACAAAAAUGAUCUGCAUUUAAAAGGAUUUUAUGAAAAUAUUUUAUCAUAUUUACAAAAUAGUUUGGAACAAAGAGGACAUUUUCUGGCUGAAUGACAUUUAAAGGGAAAUUCUUAGUCUUAUUUAGAAACAUAAAAGAGUUGUGACAGAAAAAAAACAAGUGGUCUGUCUUUUUAGAUAUACAUGAGAAAGCAAUCAUCCUAAAGAGCCGUACAUCUGGCGGUAUCGGGCAGUUAAAAAAAAACAUCCAACAUUCGGCCCAUGUGUACAGCAGCUGGUCCAACAGAAGCCAGCCGAACGUCCAAUUUCUGUCAAAGGGCCAUGGCCAUAAAAGGUCUGCUGAUCGGCAUCCAAUCCAAUCGGCAUUAAUCUCUCAUCCAAUGGCUGGCCAUUGUGUUUUGGCAGGGGGGCCAUCCUCCUAACAAAACAUAAUAGCUCAGCGGGGAAGAUCGCUUUACCAACAUCGGAUCCCCGACCUCUUCAGCCCACUGGGUUAAAAGGAAAAAAAAACUGUUAGUGUCUACUAGGCUUAAGACUAGGUUGACACUUGUGCGGGUUAGGAACCCUUGCAAAAUUGAGCGCAUUCCCAACCCGCAGGCAAAAUUCACUGUAUGUGCAGACAUACGUGGGGUGCCAUUCAUUGCCACGCAUCAGCAAGGCGCCCGCAUUUUUGCAUGCAUGAAACUACAUGGUGCCAUAGCGCUAUGUGAUUCCAUGCAGCACAAUUUAAAAAAAAAAGAGGCCCCAGGACAUCUUUUUACCCGUAAAAUCAAUGAGCUGCCCUACUUGCAGGUCGCACUCAUGUGAACGGAACCUAAUGUAUAUAAGCUUACCCAUUUUUGUUAUUGUUUUGUAAUUAUACCUUUACAUGGUGGCAGCUAUAUUUUCUCAUUACAUAUACAGGUCCUAGGGGAGUGAAUAGUGAUUGAGACUGUCUGCUGGUCUCAUUCAGUUCAAGUCUUAUAGUCAGAAGAAUUAUUAAAAAAAUGCAUUCUUUAUAAUUUCAUGUGACAGUUGUAGAUCAAGGAUGUAUGGUUUUGGGGUUAAAUAUAGAUAUUCAUUACAUGUAAAAAUCUACAAAUCUGUACAGCAAUAGAAACACAGUAAAGCAAGAUGAAAAAUUAUAAAGUCACAUAAAAAGUACCUUUUAGGGUAAAAAUUACAAUAAUAACUUUAAAUUGGUGCUCAAUAAAAAAGGCUUAUAGUUACUCUUAAAUUUAAAUGACGUCAAGACCCUUCUACAUCUUGAGACCUUUAAUUAAAGAAAACCGUCAACUUUCACAACUUACUAUGUAACAAUAAAUCAAGUACUAUCUGUAAAAAAAACUAUGUUUAAAUAUGAAUAAUCAUUAUAGAAAGACAAAUGCUUUCACCAUAAUCGAUAUACUAUGUUGCAUUUAAUGAAUACAAAGUAAUAAAUGUUUCUCAAUGAA